Messenger RNA from Dictyostelium discoideum AX4, 228 nucleotides. RefSeq lists its product as hypothetical. Bases 1 to 228 code for a protein of 75 amino acids. The transcript is spliced from 2 exons. The record is from RefSeq and is a predicted model, not a curated record. Lineage: Eukaryota; Evosea; Eumycetozoa; Dictyosteliales; Dictyosteliaceae.
AUGAUAAAAUUAGCAGGCUGUUUAGCUCCAUUCUAUCAAAUGGGUACAUUUGUUUGUAUUGAUUCAAAUAACAAUGAUAAAUUCACGAAAAACCUAAAGCGAUAUCGUGGUAAAUCAGAUGUAUCAAUUACAUUAACCAACAGUGUAGAUAAUCUCUUUGUCAAUAAUAGUUGUAAAUAUUGUUUAACAUUGACUGGAACUGACGUCAAUCCAGGUUUCAUAGUAUAA